AUGAGGCGCUUAAAUAGGCUAAGCGGCUCCUACGAGGCCCUCAACGUCGGUCUCAUAGGUGAUGCGAUGGACGACAUAAUCGGGGGUCUGACGGAGUCCUACUGUCUCGCCCCUGGAGAGGACCAAGGCAUGCGACCCCCGCCUGACCUCGACGACAUUCUCAUCAAGGCCUUUGACAGGCGCAGUCUCAUAACGGCUCGCAUCAAGGCAAACAGGCUUGUUGAUGGGUGGCAGCCACUCAGUUUCUUUAAACGCGAAUCCGCUCUAUUUACCAAGCUUGAUACGAAGGGAAGUCCAUGCAGCGGAUUUGUGCUGCCCCAGGGUUUCGUACCGGGGCAGGCUUUUGGUCUGACCGAUUGUCGGAAGCUGCGCCUUACCGAUGUGGCGGGCUCACGACUGGUGCGGCUGGUGCGUCUUCGCAACCUCUGGCCUUCGGCACGCGUUGGCUGGGUGGGCGCCUGGUCUGAGAGCUCUUCUGAGUGGCUCUCUCUUCCUCCCGAGGACCGCAUCAAAGUUGGGCUAGUGAAGGGCGAAGGAGAAUUUUGGUACGCACCUCAUUCUCACCCUCCUUUCUCGUCUCUCAUUUCGUCCGCUUCUUUGCUGAACAUUUCAUUACUGAAAUUGUGUCCAUUGAACGGAAAUCUGGGCCGUCGUGUGCUCUGA
Hydatigera taeniaeformis is the source of this 663-nucleotide messenger RNA. The record is from the annotation of a GenBank genome assembly. NCBI's taxonomy places the organism in Eukaryota, Metazoa, Platyhelminthes, Cestoda, Cyclophyllidea, Taeniidae.